Messenger RNA from Clonostachys rhizophaga, 984 nucleotides. The record is from the annotation of a GenBank genome assembly. NCBI's taxonomy places the organism in Eukaryota, Fungi, Ascomycota, Sordariomycetes, Hypocreales, Bionectriaceae.
AUGACUCCACCUCCGAAUAAGUUCUUGGAUCUGAUCACCCCGUUUGACAACGUCCGUCUGGACUUUGAGCAAAACUUCUCCCCCUACUACCGCUUCCACCUCUCCCCAGACGACCCGAGACCCCAUGGCUUCAUCCACCCAAACACAGUGGCCAGCAUGCCCUGGCCGCCCUCCGUCACUAUCGAUCACGACGCCCGGACAGUCACCAUAGCCUCACCACCACCUUCCCCUCCCUCCACGCCAGCCGCUCGCACGCAGCACAUCAACAGCACCAUCCAGCAGGCCAUCGACUCCGCCAUCGAGGCAGACGUCUUCCCCCACCUCCGCGCCCAGCACAGCGAGCCCUUCCUCAUCCCCGGUGCCCGCGGUCCCUCCCCCGUCCACGUCGAGCGCUUCGCGGCCACCCUCUUCGGCAUCGCCACCCGCGGCGCCCACAUGACCGCCUUCGUCAGGGGCUUUCCCCAAGAGCGAGGCGGCCUCCGCGUCUGGGUAGCCAGGCGCAGCCGCCACCUCGCCACCUACCCGGGCAUGCUCGACAGCACCGUCGCCGGCGGCGUCAAGGCCACCGACUCCCCGACCGCCUGCAUCCUCGCCGAGGCCAGCGAGGAGGCCUCGCUGGACCCCGCCCUCGUGGCCGCCCAGUGCAGGCCCACCGGCGUCCUGACCAUGGCCAACAUCAACCCGGUCUCGAGCCUGUACCACUCAGAGGUGCUGUACGUGUACGACAUGGAGAUGCCCCCGGACGUCCUGCCCACCCCGGGGGACGACGAGGUGGACAGGUUCGAGCUCAUCGGGCCCGACGAGGUCAUCUCGAGAAUGGAGGCCGGCGAGUUCAAGCCGAACGUGUGUCCCGUCAUGGUCGACUUCUUCUUGAGGCAUGGCAUCGUCACCCCGGAGGAGGUCGGCCCCGGUGCGUAUGCUGAAGUCUGCAGCAGGCUGAGGAGGACACUGCCCGUGCCUCUUGUGCCCGACCAGGCGGAAUGA